Molecule: messenger RNA, 2397 nt
Organism: Penaeus vannamei (Pacific white shrimp)
Lineage: Eukaryota; Metazoa; Arthropoda; Malacostraca; Decapoda; Penaeidae
Source: RefSeq, a predicted model, not a curated record
CCAGUUCAUGCAAGACUUUCAUGGACGAUCAUCUACUGGUGCGUAUGAGCCCUCAACCAUCUACCCUGAGGGUUCCUUCUCUCAACUAAAAUCCUAUGCCAGUGGUGAACUAAGUGGUGUUCCAUCAGUAACUGAUGAUGCUCCCAGUGAGGCUCCACAGCGUAUGACCCCAGUGCAGUUUGGCCGACCUCACAUAAGUGCUUCGUUCACACAUGGUGGGCAGCUGCUGAUGGUGCUGCCGAAGGAUCCCAAAGAAGGAGAAAAGGCUAUUGUACAGCUUCGUGAUGUGCAGAAAAUGCUAUGCUUAGAUUCAGCACUAAAGGAGACAAUACAGCAGAUGAAGAAUUAUCCAGGACCCCUCACAUUAGCUGAUACACACAAAGAAGUCGUUGUAAAAUAUUGUUACAAUCAAGUGGCAGAGGCAGCAAACGACCCAAACUUAAAUGAUCGUGAAUCUGUUGUGUUAAUUUGGGAAUAUUUAGCACUACUUGUAAAACAAAAUGGCAAAUUAUUUGGAAGCGAUAUAGCAAGUCUGCUGUUGAAGGGAAGAGAAGUUGGCUCACAUCCCCAGCAGGUGACUCCUAAUACAACUCCAGAUGAAAUUCCGAACACUCCUGCCUCAGAUGCAAGUCCUCAAGAUGAAGGUAUUGAUAUGCAUGCUCAGACAAGUCCACCAACAGCUGCAAAGGAUGAAUCUUUGAUUUUGAAAAAGUUCUGUGAAUAUCUUUCCUUGGGAAGGAAAAGAGAAGCUGUUGAUUAUGCAAUGAGAGAAGGUUUGUGGGGCCAUGCUCUGGCUCUGUCUUACAAGAUGGAUGGCACAACCCACACCCGUGUAUUAGCUGCUUUCUCCAACUCAAUACCUCAAACAGAUGUAUUGCAAACUCUUUUCCAGCAGUUGUCUGGAAAGAGACCAGAAAUUACAAAGAGUUACAAUAUACAGCAAUGGGGCGACUGGCGGCAACAUCUAGCCAUGAUGGUGUCCAAUCCAACUGGCCACACUCAGCGAGACCGGGCCUCUAUUGUGGCUUUAGGAGACACCUUGGCAUCCAGGGGACAACUUCACGCAGCACACUUCUGCUAUCUGGUAGCUGAAGCCGAAUGGGGAACCUACUCGAACAAGUCCUCACAGCUUGUGCUGAUUGGCUCGUCACACAAUCUGCCUUUUCAGGCAUUUUCCACAAAUGAAGCCAUACAGUGCACUGAAGUUUAUGAAUUUGCAAGAUCUUUAGAUAGCAGCAACCCUGUGUUGGAGACCUUCCAAUCGUAUAAACUGAUAUAUGCUUUGAGAUUAACAGAAUAUGGAUUCCCAGCAGAGGCAUUGAGAUAUUGUGAGGUUAUAAGUCAACUUGUGAGCAGAGCAUCCAUGUCCUACCCAAUAGAAUUCCUUUCUCAAGUGUAUGAGCUUGCAUCUCGGCUGAAGUAUCAUGAUCUGCACUAUCAGAUGUGUGAAGGGGAGUUGUUAGAAAUGCCAGAUCCAAAAUGGUUGAGUCAUCUACAUGAACUUGUUGAAACAACCAAACACAAGGCAAAGAUCAACAGUACAGAAGUUGACCAAGAAUAUGCUGAAACUCAUGUCAGUCAAAAUGUUUCAGUUGACAAUUACUACCACCAGGCUCCCUCUGCCAAUGUAGAAGGAAAUGAAGUCCAAGGCACCUAUCACCAAGAUAUGAUUACUGAUGAAUAUCGUCAAGGAUCUCAUGGAUCAUAUCAUGGUCAUGUUACUGCAGAAGAUACAAUGGAUGGAGGACAGCAGAACAGUCUACCAGUUAGCCGGCCACCUUUAUCUAAGCCAAGCACAGAUGCUUUAGAAAUGCCAUCCAUGCAAAAUGAAAUGCAUCAGCCAAGUGAUGGGACAUCACAACCCAUGGAGAGGACAACUCCCCAGAUCCCAAUGAUGCAGCCCCCUCAAGACCAGUCUGGUUAUGUACCAUAUGAUACAAGCUAUUGGUCUGGUUACCAGCAUAUGGAUCCUCACAUGACCCCUUUCACUCAAGCGCAGAACAGAGAGAAGCAGUCUCCCACCAUCUUCUGAUGUGAACGUGGAACAAUUGUCCAGUAGCGUAACUUCUUUCUCCCAACCAAAUAGCAUAAGUGGCUAUACUGCAUACCAACAGCCACCGUAUCAACCAUGGGAGCAGUCACAGGAAACUCCCACCAUGGCUCUAAAACCUAACGACCCCCAGGUAAACCCUCUUCAAGAAAGUCAAGAGGAGGAGCCUCAUUUAUCUGAUGGAAAAUGGGAGCACCAAUGAUGAACAGAAAUCAGAUGAUAAGAAAAAUGACAAGGAAGGUGACAAAGAGAAAUCACAAGAAAAGAGUAAUACUUGGUCCAUCUCAUCAAUAUUUGGCUGGAAAAAGUCCAAACAGGCAAUACUUCCAGAUGAUAAAAAUCCAUCA